AUGGUAACGGAAAAGGCGGCAAUAGUGGCAAGGGAAACAAACCAACAAGAGGACGAGGAAAGGACCUACCCACAACAAGAGUACGAGGGAAGGACCUACCCACAACAAGAGUACGAGGAAAGGACCUACCCACAACAAGAGGACGAGGAAAGGACCUACCCACAACAAGAGGACGAGGGAAGGACCUACCCACAACAAGAGACCUACCCACAACGACGGGAAGGACCUACCCACAACAAGAGUACGAGGAAAGGACCUACCCACAACAAGAGUACGAGGGAAGGACCUACCCACAACAAGAGUACGAGGGAAGGACCUACCCACAACAAGAGGACGAGGAAAGGACCUACCCACAACAAGAGGACGAGGAAAGGACCUACCCACAACAAGAGUACGAGGGAAAGGACCUACCCACAACAAGAGUACGAGGAAAGGACCUACCCACAACAAGAGGACGAGGAAAGGACCUACCCACAACAAGAGUACGAGGGAAGGACCUACCCACAACAAGAGUACGAGGGAAGGACCUACCCACAACAAGAGUACGAGGGAAGGACCUACCCACAACAAGAGUACGAGGGAAGGACCUACCCACAACAAGAGUACGAGGGAAGGACCUACCCACAACAAGAGGACGAGGAAAGGACCUACCCACAACAAGAGUACGAGGGAAGGACCUACCCACAACAAGAGGACGAGGGAAGGACCUACCCACAACAAGAGUACGAGGGAAGGACCUACCCACAACAAGAGUACGAGGAAAGGACCUACCCACAACAAGAGCCAGCCCGGGAUUCAUCAACCAUUGACGCAUCAACUUACCAACCUAUACAUCUUUUCUCAAUCUUUAUUGGCUUCAUUUACAAUAGUUAA
Molecule: messenger RNA, 873 nt
Organism: Procambarus clarkii (red swamp crayfish)
Lineage: Eukaryota; Metazoa; Arthropoda; Malacostraca; Decapoda; Cambaridae
Source: RefSeq, a predicted model, not a curated record